ACUGACAGCCUCUCACGACUUACUGCUCGAGAUAAGUUUCAGUUCUGUGCGUAUAUGGUAACUAGGAGGUGUUUUGUUGACAUUCUUCCAAUGUUGACAUAUGCCCAGAGCAUUAGCGACAAUCAUUCAGCUCAACAAUGUCUCACAAGAUAAACCUUAGCUGUGAAAUUUGGUCUGCAUAAUGCAUUCGCUUUCAACCUCCUAAAAACAUAACAAUUUCCCAUACACUCUGAUUUGGAGAAUAUUUGUGUUGGUGGUGCUCAGUUUUUGUAAGCAAUUUCGAGGACGACAAAGCUGCAAUCAUUGUCAGUCACCCGAAUACAGAAAGAUGCCAGUUAUAUCGUCGUUAUCUAUCAUAACCUGAUUUAGUUCAUGUGUGUCAUUCGAUGGAACGUCAAGCAGAGGAAUACAGAGGACUAAGUAGGUGACAGAGUUGGCUUGUGGAUGAUAACAAUUGCCUCCAUCUAAUAGGACGACUCUACCGAUUGUGAAAAUUUCGCCACCCUGUUCCACUGGCUGUUGGAUUUUAGGGAUAUCAAAGCUCAAAGCCCAAAUGCGGCGCCGCGUCGGAGUAGCGGCUGUGCAGAAAUCCCGGUUGGCAGAAGAAAAAUUUCGCCAAAAAGGCGAUCAACUGGCCGCAAUAGAACUUACACAGCUGGAUCAGCAAAUAGAAGCUUUCAAAGGGAAGCUCGAGGAGUUCGCUGCCAAACAUGCGAAAUCGAUCCAGAAAGAUCCUGAAUUUAGGCGGAGGUUCCAGGAGAUGUGUGCGAAUAUCGGUGUCGAUCCAUUAGCGUCAUCCAAAGGCUUCUGGGCGAACCUUUUGGGCGUCGGGGAUUUAUACUAUGAAUUGGCUGUCCAAAUAAUCGAAAUUUGUCUUGCCACACAGAACGUGAACGGAGGCCUAAUUUCACUUACCGAACUCUUGAAUCGCAUUCGGAGAGGUAAAAAUCGAGGUGAUAUAAGUGCAUCGGAUAUUUUGACGUCUAUUAAAAAAAUCCGCGUUCUUGGCACCGGCUUUCAAGUGAUCCAGACGGGACCUGAGACUUACAUUCAAAGCAUCGCUAGAGAACUUUCGGUUGACCAAAGUGGAGUAAUUCAGGCUGGUGAAAAGCAUCGUGGAAUGGUGAGUGUAACGAUUCUCAAAGAAGAGUAUAACUGGCCAACUCAACGGUGCGUGAAGGUGAUCAAUGAACUACUGCAGGAGAAUCUUUUAUGGCUGGAUGGAGCCGGCAUAGAGGAAACAUACUGGUUUCCAGCUAUCUUCCAGAAUAAACGGAACAUUGUCCUGGAUUAGAAAGCAGUUCCGUCGGACAAUUGCAUUAUUUAGCAGAAUAAAAUUAUACUUGACUGAAAUAAUCAAUAAUUGGAUCACUCUUCCCUUAGUUGUAAGCAAAAGGUCUGCCAACAGCAAAUACUGCCUCACUUUUUAGGCCUGCUUGUACAAUGUUAACAUGGUUUUUCAAUUUAGUUUACUUUAAAAAUGUUUCAUUACGCCUUUGAUAUAUAAGAUGAAAAAUAAUUUAAAAGCCUUACCCGAAUAAAAUUGGGUACUUAUAUAGCCUCGAUUCGAAUCGUUGAUAUGCAGUAUGAGGAAUAUAUCGACAGAUUAUCUCCCAUAUUCACCGCAUCAGUUAUUAUUAUAGAUCUAUUAAAUUAUCCGAGGUAAAUGAAACAAUCUAUAUUAUUAUAAAUAUAAAAUCACCCAAAAACGAAUAUUAAUGUAACAUUGGUGUGAAGUUUACAUUUUAGGUACAUAAAUGUACAAUUAUACUGUUUGCUCGAUUUUUACUAAGUGCAAGUGUAACAUCCCGUAACAUCUUCAAACUACAAUUUUGAUUAUUGAUUGAAAUUAAAUAUACAAUUUGGAGCGCAAUUAAUUCAUUGGAUGCUACCUACUGUGAUAAAAUGUGUCAAACACUCUUUUGCAAUACCAACUACAAACUGAAGUGCUUGAAUAUGAAAUGUUCAUCGGCAGAUGAUCAAAAGCAGUAAAAAUUGUAAAUAUUUUUAGAAAAGAUACAUAUGCACCUAUAAAAAAAUUAAUACUACAA
Varroa destructor (honeybee mite) is the source of this 2051-nucleotide messenger RNA. RefSeq names its product vacuolar-sorting protein SNF8 (gene lsn). Lineage: Eukaryota; Metazoa; Arthropoda; Arachnida; Mesostigmata; Varroidae. Gene Ontology annotation, cellular component: ESCRT II complex. Gene Ontology annotation, biological process: protein transport to vacuole involved in ubiquitin-dependent protein catabolic process via the multivesicular body sorting pathway. The record is from RefSeq and is a predicted model, not a curated record.